Penicillium cosmopolitanum is the source of this 1596-nucleotide messenger RNA. Its product is annotated as Zn(II)2Cys6 transcription factor domain-containing protein. The transcript has 3 exons. The record is from RefSeq and is a predicted model, not a curated record. Gene Ontology annotation, biological process: regulation of DNA-templated transcription. Gene Ontology annotation, molecular function: zinc ion binding; DNA-binding transcription factor activity, RNA polymerase II-specific. NCBI's taxonomy places the organism in Eukaryota, Fungi, Ascomycota, Eurotiomycetes, Eurotiales, Aspergillaceae. Bases 1 to 1596 code for a protein of 531 amino acids.
AUGCCAGGCGUACCGACAGGUCGUGCCUGCGAUGCCUGCCGCAAGCAAAAGAAAAAGUGUGAUGAAAAGCAACCCUCCUGUGCCCGCUGUCUACGUCUAAAGAUCCCCUGCGUGGGUUCGGGCCAGGUUCGAUUUAAAUUCCAGGAAGAGAAACAGUACUCCACGCGCGUGAGAAAACAGCACGCGCUCUCCACCGGAGAUUCCUCCGGAAGUCUAUCUGAUACUUCCUCCGAGUCUCCAUCCCAGUCCCAGUCCCAGUCCAAGUCUCCACCUCAAGCAGCAUUUACAGUCUCCGCGACACAAUUACCGCCUCGCAGACAGAAGCGUGCAUUAAAAAAGCAGCUCCUGCCCCCAGAGUCCCCAAAGCUACUCCCUAGUAGCGAUAUUUCCUCCUUGGCAGGUGGUUUCAUCGCGACGAUUAAGCGAACUACAGACCUACGCUAUAAUCUCUGGUGGUCUUUCGGCUUAUGGCUUGAAGAUGUACCCAAACGACUGGGAACUAACGAGGCACUUGACCGUGCGGUGGAUACGUUGACAACCGCUCACUCUAAUUUCUCAUGCAACCGGGGCCCCUCGGUGGAGGCGCUUGCCAAACACUCGCGUGCUCUCCGCACGCUAAGCGUGUACCUGGAUGACAAGGUCCAUGCGCAAUCAUCCAGUACACUUUCUGCUGUGAUGGUCCUUUUGAUCUGUCAGUUAUUCUUGGGCCCUUCCAAUCGAAAGUUCUCGGGCCAUGCCGAGGGUGCGGCGGCUAUUCUCAGAGCAAGGAAGGACUUUGGACCUCGUGAUGCGUUUGAAGCGAAGUUAUUUCUAUCCAUGCGUGGCAGUGUGCUCUUCGAAGGAAUCUUCAACGACAGAAUAAACCUAACCCCAGAAGAAUGGGACAACCUAGUCCGAAACGACUACGACAGCACAACCCCGGACGGAAAAAUCCUCCUCAACCUCUCAAAAGCACCACACCUAAUGCGACACGGCCGCGAAGCACUCCGCACAGGCACCGACACAACCUCAAUCCGCAACCAAGUCUGGACAAUAUACCAAGACUGCAAAACAAACCUAAGCAUACUAAAGCACCGCUCCGUCGAAAACGACUUCUCAGAACUUUUUAAAACAGCCAGUCCCGCCGGCCGCAAAUUUAUUCUCGAAUUCGGCUUUGCGCAUUAUCAGCGCACGUAUGGGAUUGGUUUGGCUUGUACGCUUGUUUUUAAUUGUAUGCUUUCUGCGCUGGAUGCGUAUGGGCGUGGACAUGGACAAGGACAAGGGCUUGAUGAUGUCAGUGUCAGUACUACGGAGUUCGACGCUACUUAUCUCUCGGAGGAGGUGCUGGAUUUGGCGCAAAGGUCGGUUAUUUGGAAGCCGAUUGGGGCGGCUUAUAUUGUUGUUUGCGUGAGCGCUGCUUGGGCGGCGACGUCUGAUCCGCUCUUGAGGGCGAGGCUGUUUUCCGUUGCGAUUGAUUUUAAUAAUGAUUUUCAUUUGAGGGAUGCGCGGGUUUUUGAGAGGGAGAUGUUGCAUACCACUGAGCAUUUGCGUCUUGGGACGUCGUUUCAGACGUGUGCGUUUUUGGAGGAUUCUAGUCCAUCUAUGGAGUUGGUGUGA